Molecule: messenger RNA, 5736 nt
Organism: Alosa alosa (allis shad)
Lineage: Eukaryota; Metazoa; Chordata; Actinopteri; Clupeiformes; Clupeidae
Product: sterile alpha motif domain-containing protein 9-like
Cellular component (GO): cytoplasm
Molecular function (GO): protein binding
Source: RefSeq, a predicted model, not a curated record
UAGAGCAGCAAAUCGGAAGCAUCCCGAGUUUGAUCGACCUCGGUUUCACUCGGAUGACAAUGGCAUAUUUUACGAGAUUAUAUUUCUGUUUGCGGGCGAUAUCCUAGACUACAUAUAAUGAGUACUCUCUAUGGAGAAAAAAACCUAAAACGACAAGUUCAAGUUGCUGCAGCCAGCAGGUAAAGUAGCCAGGCUGCUACAGCACUACACUCUGGGAGCAUGAACAUUGGGGCUCACGAACGGAGAUCUACAUGAAAAAUCGCUGGAUUCCUCCUAUAAGUGCAAUAUAGGGGAAAGGAAUUUUGAAGUUUUAAAUGACCAGCUUGAUGGAGGAGUUCAAAUGUGUUAAGGUACCUAAACCUGAUUAAACAACACCUACUGAAAAUAGUCCUCCAAUUUGAAUGAUGGCAGAAUUUGACAACGUUCCUGUUGAAAAAUGGACAGAGGCUUUGGUAAGCUCCUGGCUGAGGUCCAUCGGCGUAAAAGAACAAUAUGUGACCAAACUCAAUGAAGAGGAGGUAGAUGGGCGGAUUCUUCUGGAAUUGACAGAGGACUAUUUGAAAAGAGAAACUAGAAUGAAAUCUGGACCAGCUCUGUUGAUCAUCAAGAAGAGGAAUGAACUUGUUGAAUCUCUUCAAAAAGCACAUAAAGUCCCCCAAAAUCAAGACAGUUUUAAAAGCGAAGGUGAUGAUGCAAACAAUCAUCCAGACACCAAGGACAAGAUUUCAAAGGCCAAGGAAACCUCUUCAAACAUUGAGACACAGACCUUGCCUGGGUUAACCUCAAAGAAAGACUGUAAGCCUAGACCCUUAUGCAAAGAUGGUAUUGAUUUUACUUAUGUUAAGAACAAUGUCUUAAAACCUGAAUCUGGAAUUAUCGAUCUUAUCUCUCCCUGUCAUGAGUACAAGUCAUUUGCUGUUGCAGUAAGUUUAGACCGCACAAGACUACAGGCUAAAUUUGCCAAAGAGGUCAUCAAAUUUGGCACUGGUUGCAUGAACAUACGAUCAAAUGGCACCAUACAUUUCGGUGUAAUGGACAGUAGAGAUGAUGCUGGCUAUGUGCAUGGGGAGAUCAUUGGUGUGCCUGUGCUAGAAAAAGACAUCUAUGUCGAUGCUCUUGAUCAUAUUGAGAGAUCCUUUUCAAGUGUUGACAGAGAGGAUGUGAGACAGUGCAUACGGCCACCUCAGUUUAUUGAGGUGAUUGAUAUGAACAGCUCAGAGAAGAGGUAUGUGGUGGAAGUUGACAUUGUACCAGCAAUAAGCAUUGUGAGGAACAGAGUGUACUCGGUUCGCCUUCCUAAUUUUAAAGAGAAAUCCAACAAGGUUGAGUUUGAGAAGGAAACCAUCUAUUGCAGGGUAGGCUCAAAAACAGAACCGGUUAAUGAUCAAAAUGAGUUUUACCAAAGGGUGCGUGACAGGGAUUCCCGAAGAGAGGAGGCUGAGCAGUCAUGUUUUGAAAGCAGCCCAGACUUCAGCCAAGACCUUGGAAGAAAGCUCACAAUGCUUGUAACCAGUGGCAAGAAAUUCAUUGAGAAGGAAAAAUGGUACAUUCUCAUCACAAACAAACUCAAAAAGGAAGAUCUGAACAGCAUUGACUUUCUGUUGAAUAUGAAGCUUUUCUGUGUUUUCGACUUUGAUGCAGACUCCAAGGUGUCAGGAUUGUGCAGUGAGUACUCAAAACACCAUGCUGCAAACUUGCAUUUCAUGCAAAACUACAAAAUUCCCAACACAAUGAGCAUCAGUGAAUUUGAGAGUCAUCUUCACUUGUUUGAACAAACCAGUUGGAUAUUUUGCAACGGACGCAAUGACUUCAAAGGAAAUGAACCUCAGUGUGAUGAAAUGACAUGGAUCAAAACCAAAAUGACUCUCCUCCGAGAAUGUGUGUCAGUGAUUUGUAAACAGAUAUUGCCAAAAGGCACCUUCCUGGUAAUAUUCCUGCUCACAUCCCCUGUUGAAAAGCCUUUACUUCACACUUUCUAUGAGUUCUUUACUGACAUGGAGGGUCACGAAGACAUCAUAUGUAUCUCAGAAUCAGAAGACAACUUCCAAAAGUGGCAGAGCUUUGCAGAGGGGUCUUGUGGUGUGGAAACCGUAAACCGCUCAAGCGUUGUUGGAAUGAAAAUGAGUCAUGUUAAUGCAACCCUACAGCGCAUCCAGCCCGUGACCUCACGCUCCAUAAAACACUUGCCAAUCUAUGUGAAAGGAGAGUGCAACCUUGAGACUCGUGAAGAGGAAAGGAUGUAUUCCCUUGAGAUCCUAAGUGUCAACCAUUGUGAUGAAACUAACCCUGACUUUGUUGAAGAUCAGAAAGAAAUAAUUGAAAGGCAGUUUUAUCAUGGAGGGAAUGUUAGUUGGUUGAACUUUUGGCUUGCAGACAAAAAGUUUGUUGGGGAGGUCAUUCAGAGGGAUGCUUAUCAAGAAAUUUCAGACCUUAUCAAUGACAACCUCAGAAGAAAUGUUGACCUGCCUGUCAGUUGCCUGAAUAUAUAUCAUCAUCCUGGCAGUGGUGGUAGCACAGUGGCCAGGCAAGUUCUUUGGAACAGUCGAAAAAUGUUACGAUGUGCUGUGGCGAAAUCAUCAUACUCUGCAGCCAUGGUGUCAGAGCACGCAUUUCAUCUUCGAGAAUAUGAGGAAAAGGACACCCAAAAAUGCCUCCCAGUUCUCUUGCUUUUGGAAGACUGUGACAAAGAAUACCUGGACGAUUUAAAGAAUGAAUUAGAGGUAGCAGUCAACACCAAGAAAAUACCACGUGGAACACUGUGUUUCAUCUUGUUGAGCUGCAGGAGGUCACACAACCCAGAGCGAAUGUGUAGAGAGUCACCCUUAGAGAAUGUUGCAGUUACUCACAAGCUCUCAGAUAAGGAAAAGAGACUUUUUGCAGGAAAACGAAAGACACUUGAGCAACAGUACCAGCCAGAGUUUAUCUUGACCUUUGUUUUGAUGAGUGAAGAAUUCGAUCAUCAGAUGGUUGCUGAUUAUGUUCAACAGUUUGUCACUCAUUUGCUUCAGGGGAUUGACCAUGCGUCAAUGGUCACUCGGCUUAUUCGCUAUGUGGCACUGCUGAAUACCUACGUGCAGAACUCUUUCCUCUCUCAGUCUCACUGUGAAGCCCUGCUUGCCAUCUCAAUCCACAUGGAUAGAUUUCGUCAGCAUACCUUUGAGAGAUCACUGAGUGAGCAGGCAAAAUUGGUGUUCAUACACUUGAGAGAUGAUAGAACGUACAUUCAGUCAGUUAGAAUUAUUCAUCCCUUGGUUGCCAAGGAAAUACUGCACCAGCUCUUAGAUGAUCAGCUGCAAAGCCAACUGGCAUUGGAUCUACUUCACGAAGAUGUGCUGUUUGAGAACAGGUUUGGCAAAGAUGAUUACAUGAAGUUUCUGCGAGCCCUGUUCAUGAGGCGCAGCAGAAUAAGCAAAGGUGAUGAAUUUGACAGUUUCUUCUCCCCACUCAUCGACUAUGUACGAGAGAAUGAAAGUCCUGCGCAGGCCAUUGAGCUUCUUAAGGAGGCAUACAUGCGUUUCAACAAAGAUGCUUUCUUUGCUCAGCAACUGGCCCGUCUCAAUUAUCGUUAUGAUCAAUUUGAAGACGCGAAGCACUGGGCAGAAAUAGCAGCUUCUAAAAUGCCUACCAACUCCUACAUACUAGACACACGAGGUCAGGUUUACAGGAGAUGGUUCACAGCAAAAUGUAAAGCACUUGAAAAAGUUACAAGAACGCCUGAAAACACAGCAGAUGCCAUUGAUACGGCUCUGAUAGCCUUGGAGUGCUUUCAACAGUGUGAAAAGGCAGCAAUCGCAGAUGUUGAAACCAUGAACAACUCAGGCUUUUUUGCUGCAGUAGAAGUGGGAUGCAGCUUGUUGAAACUCCUGUUUUCCCUACAUAUUUUCUCCAACAAGAACUAUGGCUAUUCAGAGUGCAUGAAAUACCUGAUCACUGACUACAUUCCUGAGGCAGUAAUAAAACCAUGGGAAAAUUUUCAUUCCAAACUGAAAAACCUUCAAUCCUCAAUGCGUGAAGCUUUGGAGUGGAUAUCAGAAGACCUGAGCUACUUUCAGACUGAUUUGAGCACUGAUGAUGAAGAGACCACAGAAAGUUGUGAGGCUAAAAUAAACCACCCCAAGAACUGGCUGGUAAAUAAGUCUUCUGUGUACGGAAAGUACUUCUGUGAUACGUCUCUUGACACCAUGAAAAAACAGUGUCAGUCUAACCCAGAUAGUUUGACUCCCUUUAUGAAACGUAUGCUGAUAUAUCGCCUUGGUGGGGGAAAUAUCACCACAAUCUUCUCACUUUUAAGUGACCUGAAGGACAAAGACCAAGUCAAGAUACUUGAAGACAUCAUCUCAUUGUACCCAAGGAAUCCACUGAAAGCAAAGCUGGAUCAGAUGGAUCUUUCCAACUACAUAGCCACUCACAUUGCUCUGAGUUGCCUCUCACCUCAGUCCCCAAAACUGGCCACUCUCAAGGAUCUUCGGAAGCUAACCCAACAAUUUCCCAUUGAGAAACGAGACUGCUUGUCAAGUGCUCUCUUCCUUCUUACAUUGCUUUACUGGCCAGAAGAGCAUGACACUGAGGAUGUGAAGGAUGAAAAAUAUGAUGUAGUUCUCUCAGCAGUGGAAUUCCUCAAACGUAGUUACUGGACAAAAAUGAAGGAUAUCCCACAGAGAAGGAGGAGGAUAUUUACUCAUUUUUUCCUGGGUAACGGAAAUGGCUUUGAGAAGUUUGUUCACAAAACUAAAGUGGAAAAGAUCACAAAACUCCUGAGCGUUUCAGAGAAGAGGAUGAAGUGGUUUCGUGGGGAGGUGUGGAAGAUGCCAGAAAUUGCAAAGUUGUGCAAGCAUGUAGCUGGCUGGACAGAGGAUGGGACUGUGUACCUUGAAGGUCCCGGGAGGAAGUUCAACAUCCCUGCUCUGAACACAGGUUCUGUGCCUUAUGGGAAUGAGAACGUCACUUUCUAUUUGGGUUUCACCUUUCGAGGCCCAGUGGCCUACAACAUUACAGCAAAGUUGUAGUCAAAUCCGAGAUUAUCAUGGAAUUUCUGUAUGCAUUUUUACUACCAGAAGUGAAUAAUUACACAUUGCAGAAAACUUCUCUGUGUUACGUUGUUCAAAAAAGUCAGUAGUAUUUUGUUUUAUCAAGACGUGUCCCCUCUCCAUAGCAUCUCUUAUCACCUGAUUAUUUAAUGACUGACUGAUCUAGGCAAGGUAUUCUAGGUUAUUGAAUUCUGCAACCUUGCUUUCCCACUCUUAUUAUGUGUGCAUUUAUUUGCUAUAUCUUUUCAUUCACUCAUCACAAUUUAACAGCAGAAUAUCCCUCCACUAGUUGCUCUUUAUUUUUGCCAUAAAUCUGUUGCCCUUGCCCAAUAUCACAUAUCUGAGUCAUACAUGAGGGUCUGGCUCUAUGCUGUCUUUGCCGUUUUUAUCUCUGUAAAAGAGGACAUUUCAAAAGUUUAAUGUCAAAUGUUGAAUGGGAGCAAAUUACUUUAUAUGAUAUGAAGUAAUCAUAUAUCAUAUCAUAUAAAGUAAUAUCAUAUAAUUGAUAUGAUAUACUUUUUAUUUUUUAUAAGAAAGGGACUUCUUGUUAUACAUGGCUAGAUUUAAAAUGUUUUUUUACGAUUACUUCAACUAUGUGCCUCAUAUUUCAUCUAUAAUUUCACUGUUAGUCUUAAUGUUAUGAAUAUUGUUAAUCAUGUUUAACUGUUAAUAUUAUCCAAAUAUAUAUUAAAAAUCUAAUAUGUCCUUC